AUGGGUGGCGGAGGCGGCGGUCAUGGACAUGGAAUGCCUCACACAAUUCCCGACUGGAAAAGUUAUAAAGUGGAAGGUAUCCCCGAUCUCGAGCUUUUGCAGAAGAGACUUAAGCCGUUGGGCCUGAAGGAUCCCUGGAUCAGAAAUGAAGUGUGGCGCUACCAAGAAGCAGGUGUGGGCUACCAGAGCAUGCUGCGUAAAGGAUUGCGUGGGACAUUUCGAGGACUGGGUUAUGCCAUAGUGGCAAUGGCACUAACUAUUGCAUAUGAUAAAGUUGUCAACAAGGGAAAGGAUAGCCAUGGGCACCACUAG
This is a messenger RNA of Candidula unifasciata, 312 nucleotides long. The record is from the annotation of a GenBank genome assembly. NCBI's taxonomy places the organism in Eukaryota, Metazoa, Mollusca, Gastropoda, Stylommatophora, Geomitridae.